Hemicordylus capensis (graceful crag lizard) is the source of this 2920-nucleotide messenger RNA. Its product is annotated as phospholipase A and acyltransferase 5-like. Lineage: Eukaryota; Metazoa; Chordata; Lepidosauria; Squamata; Cordylidae. The coding region runs from base 1402 to 2604 and encodes 400 amino acids. Gene Ontology annotation, molecular function: glycerophospholipid phospholipase A1 activity; A2-type glycerophospholipase activity. The transcript is spliced from 7 exons. The record is from RefSeq and is a predicted model, not a curated record. Gene Ontology annotation, cellular component: cytoplasm. Gene Ontology annotation, biological process: N-acylphosphatidylethanolamine metabolic process.
CCUUCUCCUCCAUGAACUGUGCCCUUUCCCUCCUCGAUCCUGUGUUUUGCAGGCCUGGAUAUCAGCCUAAUUCAUGAUAUACAUCAGAAAACGUUGCAUUUUAAAAAGGUUCAAACCUGGUUCAACAGGUUCAAACCUGGUUCAAACAGGUUCAAACUGCUGCCAAGGUUCAAAUAUUAUCGAUUUUGUCAUUGCCGUUUUCUCCUUUCGAGAUUGUGAAUAUUUUCAAGGACUGCUUAUAAAACUGAGUUUCAUACUUGCGUAGGGGCAGCCCUGAAAUUCCUCUUCAGACGUCAUGGCGUCGGUGUCCACGUGGGCGCGUUUGAAGAGGCUACCGGUCCUCUCCAACAGGAGUGUGCUACUCUACAAGCAUUGAACAUAAUGUGUGAAUAUUGAGAACACAAUGUUUGAAUACAUGUAUGUGCGUUCAGAUCUGUACACCCUACACAGAACAUGUGUUGAACAUACGUCCAGGCAGUGGGCUGUAAACAGGGCUAAUACUAUUGAUUCCAUUUCUGUCUCUGCCUCCCUCCCAGAAGCACAGGGUGGCUACAGCACCCCCCCACUCCAUUUUCACAACAACCCUGUGAGGUAGGUGUGGCUUACAGGAGGACUUCCCGUUGGCUUCCACUCUUGUUCUGUUUGUAUAUUUGUAAAGAAAGCAAAUGUUUCCCAGAAUGACCUUGGUCUCCUCUCAUGCAAAGGAAGCCACAGCGGGCUGUGACCUGACACUUUUUGGGAAUGCAGCUGGGUUUUAUAUCUGCAACACAACAAAAAUAUGACACGAAUAAAGUAAAGGAGACGAAGGGAAUUAAAAAGCCGUUUUGUGUGUGUUGCACAUCCCUAACGGGUUGGUCUGAAAGUUACCAUGAUUAAGAACGCUUAAACUCUCCAAAAUGAAGAAUAUUGAGCUGGCAGUUGGGAAACUGAAAUUUGGAACUGAAAUUUGGUUGGAACUGAAAUUUCUCCAAAGGACACACAUGGGGGGCCCCUUGGACAAGGCACUUCAGCCGUCUUGGCUGUGUGAAUAAAAGUUGGGCUUCACUUGUAUCCUCAUUGCUAAACCAUCACUUGAUUGUGGAUAUUUUAAUAGCCAGCAGUAGCCAAAAUGGCUUACACACCCUUCUUGCUCCACCGGGUAAGAGAUCUGGGACCCAGCUGGCCAGCCUCCAGGGUAUAAAGGCAGCCACUGGAACCUUCUCCUCCUCUCCCUCCUGUCUCACCUGGCCAUUUACUGGUUUCUUGGUAACAGGUGAGGUGGCAAGUUUCCCUAUGAUGUCACUCCAGGCACUAGGUAGAAAAUGGGUGGUUGGGUCAUUUACCACAGGAAAAAGCGAUAGCCCGCUGCAGCUAUGCCCAUAGGAAGCCGACACUGAGGAUAACACGCGGAGCCUAGUGAAGAUGAAUGACGAGGAGCAAAACCACCCAGCCUUCUUCAUCAGGGUGAAGAACCCAGCCGAGCCGGAGUCAGACCCCCUAUUAUCAGAGGAGGGCUCUGAAGACACGGAAGAUUGGGAAGAUUGGGCACAGGAACCCGCUCCAGAAGGAGCCCUGGACGCCACCGCCCCAGGGACUGAGCCCCAGGAGCCUCUGCUAGCACAGCCCGAGGAGGCACAGCCUCCGCCCUACUCCUCUGACUCCGAGGAAUCCUCCUCAGACCUCCUAGAAAUGCAGGACUCUCCCCAGGACUACUGGAGCCAGCGAGUGAAUAACAAGGAGGACUUAAAACCCGGAGACCUCCUAGAGAUCUUCCGUUCUUCUUGCCAGCACUGGGCCAUUUAUGUUGGUGAUCGGAAGGUUGUCCACUUGGCCGCUGAAUAUGACCAUCUUGCCGAUGGGAUUCCCAGUGCCUUGGUCUUGGCCGAUCAAGCUUACGUCAAGAAGGACUGGCUGGAUGACGUCGUACGGAAGGAUCGGUACCGCGUGAACAACAAGCACGACGAGACAUACCCGACUCUCCCCCUUGCCAAAAUCCUGUGGCAGGCGGAGGAGUUGGUGGGGAAGGAGAUGCCGUAUCCUCCCAGCAGCCACAACUGUGAACAUUUUGUUAUGGAGUUAAGAUAUGGAGUUGACAUGAAUGAACAGGAAGCAAUAAAGCCCGGAGACCUGAUCGAGAUCUUCCGCUCUUGCUACCAGCACUGGGCCAUCUAUGUUGGGGAUGGCAAAGUCGUUCACUUGGCCCCGGAAUGUGACCGUCUUGCAAAUGGCGCAGCCAGCGUGUUGGCGGUCUUGUCCGACCGAGCUUCUGUGAAGAAGGACUGGCUGGAGGUCGUGGUGCGGAAAGACCACUUCCGAGUGAACAACAAGCACGACAGCACGCUCCCCGCUCUGCCGCUGACCAAGAUCCUCCAGCGGGCCGAGCAGCUGGUCGGCCAAGAGAUGCCAUACAACCUGACCAGCCACAACUGCGAGCACUUUGUGAUGGACCUGCGAUACGGAGUUGCGAUGAGUGACCAGGUGCGGGUGCGAUACGGAGAAUCGGGUGGGGAGUUCGGUUCGGGACGAAUCGGUAUCCCGUCCGCUCCCAGGCGAAUGGGAAGGGGCCAGAGCUGGAGAGAGGACUUGGAGGUGGGACAACGGAGGUGGUGUCGCUGGGGUCCCUGAAGAGCGUCCAUCUCGACCUUCCUUGCAGGUCACGGAGGCCAUUGCGGUGGGAACGAUCGGCAUGAUGGGCGUGGCGGCCGCGAUGCUCCGAUCCGCGGCCAAGAGGCGCAAGCACCGCAACGAAUAGCUUGUGGGGAGGGGCCCGGGGCCUCCAUGGCGGGAUUGUUAUCAGCUCUGCGGGUGUUUGACCGCCUAGUGUCCUUUAUUUGACAGAUUGUUUUCAGACCACCAGACCCAAAAUUAAAUCAGAUUUCCAUGACAGAAAGCCACCCACCCACCCACCCCGUGCUUGGAGCCAAUAAAACUCUCUUCAGGA